AUGGACAAGCUUCGAUUACUAGGAUCAUAUCUUAGAAAGUCUCCAUUAACAUCGACUGUUUCGGAGCCUGGAAUCAAGAUAUCACCAAAACAGUUUACCUUCUCAGUUAGAGUGCGAGAUAAAGACCGUCCUUCCAAAAUAAGCACAACUAAAAUAAAUGAACCUGCCUCUAAGUUGGAAAACACUUCAACCGUGGUGCAUAAUGAAUAUUUGAAUUCAUUGCAGCUACCGUAUCUUGCACGAACAUCGUUGCGAGUUAGCAAAUAUGACUAUAAACGAGCCGCUCAAUUUUCCAACACACUAAAAAGAACUUUGAAAACUCAAGACGCACACGAAAGAAUAUUCUCCAUAUCCAGUGAAGAUGUUGCUAAACUUAUUUCUAGUCUUUUUCAAGUCUCUGAGGAUAAUGUUUCUCUUGUCGCUAAAAAGCGUUUCUUUGAAAGGGAAUGUUUCACUGAAAUUCCCAAAAUAACAGAAGAAGUACUAAGCGAUAUUCAAGAGUUCGAAGACUAUAUUGGACUUUUGACGCACACCAAAUUCCAUCACAAAGGGUCAUCUUUACAAGACGGAAUAAUACCGAAACUUCUUAAGAAUUUGCUACAUCCUUCUAAUUUACGAAUUGCGCCAUUGAAAACGGCUUCAGUGUUCAACGAUGUAAUAUACUACUACGGAAACAAGAACAAUUUUGCCACCUGCAGAGAGCUUUAUGCACAAAUGAAAUCCGAAGGUAUCGCACCAAACGUCCAAACUUAUAAUUUAAUGUUAAGGAACCUUCUCAGGAACUCCAGGUUAAUUAAACAACAACUCCCAUAUCGCGAAGCAAUAUUUUAUCUGGAAAGGAUGAAAAAAGAGAAUAUAUCUGCAGAUGUGAUAACUUGGAACACCUGUUAUUUUCUUUUGAAGGAUAAUAUAUCAAGAGCUAUAUUUUUAGAGAAAAUGGUUGAAAGAGGAGUUCCUUUAACAUACCAUCUAUUAUACGGAAUCCUAGAAGAGGAAGACAUUCCUUUCAAUGUCAUAAUAGACUUUUUACGAGAGAAUGAUAUUCCUGUUGAUACAAAAAUCAUCAAGAUAUGCCACCGGUCAUUAAUCAAAAGGGACAAGUUCCAGGCCUCCUGGAAGCUUAUGGAGUAUGCAAGACACUUAAAUUUUCGCGUGAAAGAUCCUUUUUUCCUUGAAGAGUAUCUAAGGCAGUUCUCCGAAAAAGGCAGAAUGGACAUGUGUAUUAUGACAGUGAACACCUUUAAAGCAACGUUUGAAGUUGAACCAACUCUCCAUUGUUAUGACCUUCUUUUCAAAUGUCUUGUCAGGCAGGGAUAUAGUUCGGAGUUCAGCAGAGUAUAUCAGAUGCUCCUUAUCAAUCUUAAAGAGCAUACGGGAGGGCAUGUUGUGAUGAAUUAUUGGAUCGCUAAAUGCCGUGCAAUCAUGAAUAGCAACAUCAAAACGAUCCCGACCCAUGAUUCAAUUACCAGACUGGAUGCAUUGGCCAAAAGAUGUAUUUGGGAUAAGCGAGGUAUCAAAUGGAACUGUUGGUUAGAAUAUUCUGAAUACAGGAAUGUAUUCAGAAGGCUUGGGUCGGUACCGUAUCAAUCCAAUUCUAGAGACCAAUUGGAUAAACACGAAGUUGCUAAAAGUUCAAAGAAAAAAGUCAAAUACCUAAAGAAGCUUAAAGAGACAGCUAUACGGAAUAAACAGUCUCACGACGCAGCUUACAGGAAUGAUUAUUAUUCGGCAUUAAAGAAUGAUCUUAUCAAUAGAGGAAUAAUUGAAGAACAAGCCAAAUGA
Kluyveromyces lactis is the source of this 1782-nucleotide messenger RNA. RefSeq names its product Aep3p (gene AEP3). The record is from RefSeq and is a predicted model, not a curated record. Lineage: Eukaryota; Fungi; Ascomycota; Saccharomycetes; Saccharomycetales; Saccharomycetaceae. The coding region runs from base 1 to 1782 and encodes 593 amino acids. The transcript has a single exon. Gene Ontology annotation, molecular function: protein binding.